GAAAGGUUGAGCUUCUUAGGUCAUCCGAAACACCUUUUAAAAAUGCAGUACAGAAUGCAUCCAUCAAUUAGUAGCUUCCCAAAUUCAAAUUUCUACUCUAAUAAGAUCAUCGAUGCACCAAAUGUUAAGAUAAGAAGUUAUGAGAAAUGUUAUCUUCCAGGGCCAAUGUUUGGUCCCUAUUCAUUCAUAAAUGUAAAUGGUGGACGAGAAGAGGUGGAUGAUGUUGGACGUAGCCAAAGAAAUAUGGCUGAGGCAGCUGUUGUGUUGAAAUUAAUUCAUUGCCUGUACAAAGCAUGGAAUGGCUUAAAACAGAAUCUCAGCAUCGGCGUUAUAUCUCCCUAUGCUGCUCAGGUAGUUGCAAUUCAAGACAAACUUAGUUCCAAGUAUGAAAAAGUUGAUGGCUUUUCAGUGAAAGUCCAGUCAAUAGAUGGAUUCCAAGGUGGUGAGGAAGAUAUUGUAAUAAUAUCAACAGUGAGAUCAAAUAGUAGUGGUGGUAUUGGGUUUGUGUCUGACCCUCGAAGAGUUAAUGUUUCUCUUACAAGGGCUAGGCAUUGCCUUUGGAUUUUAGGGAAUGAAAGAACACUUUUUAGAAGUAGAUCUAUCUGGGAAAUGCUAAUUCGUGAUGCAAAACAUCGUCAAUGUUUCUUUAAUGCUGAUGAAAAUAAAGAAUUGGCUAAAGCCAUUCUAGACGUCAAGAAAGAGUUUGAUCAACUUGAUGAUUUGCUUAAUGGAAAUAGCGUGCUUUUCAAAUGUGCCAGGUGGAAGGUUCUUUUCAGUGAAUACUUUAGAAGAUCAUUUGGAAAGCUGAGAGCAAAAUGGACAAGGACUUUCUGUUUUGAACCUAGACUUGAAAAGUUCCCAAAGUUUGGUCAACCUCAAUUUGAUAUUGUCCGUUAUAAGAGUCUCCUAUCAACAAUUGAAGCAGGGAAUGAUUCAAAUUUUGGCGCUUGUUCUGAUUCUAAAUGGCUAUGUGGAAAACUCCAAAGGACGGUCAGGGGACUGGAAAAACAUACUGUUUUAACAGAUGAAGUUGUUUCAGAAAGGAAGCAACAGUUCCAAUGGCAACUGAAGGAAUUCGGUUAA
Messenger RNA from Jatropha curcas, 1083 nucleotides. The record is from RefSeq and is a predicted model, not a curated record. NCBI's taxonomy places the organism in Eukaryota, Viridiplantae, Streptophyta, Magnoliopsida, Malpighiales, Euphorbiaceae.